UUUUCGUGAUUUGCUCAGGGACCUCAGCGGAGGAUGCACGUCUGCGCCGCGAACGGAGGCCAUUAGAAACCCAGCAACACCUGUCGAGGGCUGCUUUCCUUCUACCUUCCUUCGGGUGAUGCUUCAAUAAGAGUCAAAGAGAGGGAAAGGUAAAACAGUUUAAAAUGGCAGACAAGGAUAGCGUGGAGAAGUACUUGGAGAAUAAUCCGCAAUUUGCAAAAGAGUACUUUGACAAGAAGAUGCGCCCCGAAGCCCUUGCGGCCGCAUUCGCAGAGAAGCUUGAGAUCAAAGAUCCGGCUUCGUUCAAAGAUGUCUCCCAAAUUCAGGAGGCCGCUAUCAUCUUUGACUUGAUCACUGAGAUGCAAACUGUCGCCGUUAUGGAAAAGGCCAUGCACAAGGUCCUGCAGAGAGUUUGCAUGCUGGUAAAUGGUGACAGGUGCAGCUAUUUUAUAUGCAGAUCAAGAAAUGGAAUACCAGAGCUUACGACACUGCUUUUUGACGUGACCCCAACGUCCAAAUAUGAAUCAAAUUUGGUCAGCCCUACGACUGAGAUAGUGUUCCCCACCGACAUUGGUAUAGUAGGGUUUACGGCACACUCCAAAAAGCCAGCUGUCGUUGCCGACGUGACACAGAACAAACGUUUCAGUGACUUUGUGGACAAGCAGACAGGCUACAAGACCAAGAACAUGCUCACAUAUCCCAUCUUGGCUGAUAAGGAAUGCCUUGGUGUUAUAAUGGUACUCAACAAAAUCGGAGCCAAUGAGUUCAGCAAGCAGGAUGAAGAGCUCUUCAACAAGUACAUGACCUUUGCAACAGUCAUAGCCCUGCAGCAUCACACCAUGUACAUGUUCAACGUGGAGUCUAGAAGGAGUCAGGUGCUUCUGUGGUCAGCCAGCAAGGUAUUUGAAGAGUUGACAGACAUUGAGAGACAGUUCCACAAAGCCCUCUAUACUGUGAGAAUCUACCUCAAUUGUGAACGCUACUCCGUUGGCCUGCUGGACAUGACCAAAGAAAAGGAGUUCUACGAUGAAUGGCCUGUAAAACUGGGAGAUGUGGAGCCAUACAAGGGGCCAAAGACCCCAGACGGAAGGGAAGUGAUCUUCUACAAGAUCAUCGACUAUCUCCUGGAGGGAGAGAAGGAGGAAAUCCAAGUCAUACCGGGACCUCCAGUUGACCACUGGGCUCUUGUCAGUGGGCUGCCGACCUAUGUGUCGGAGAAUGGCUUUAUCUGCAACAUGAUGAACGUUGCUGCUGAUGACUACUUUACAUUCCAGAAAGAAGCUGUUGACGAUAGAGGGUUCGUCUUAAAGAACGUCUUGUCGCUUCCCAUUGUCAACAAAAAAGAAGAAAUAGUUGGCAUUGCCACCUUCUUCAACAGAAAGGAUGGCAAACCUUUUGACGAGCACGACGAACAGAUCACUGAGGCCCUCACCCAGUUCCUGGGCUGGUCGGUGCUGAACUGUGACACAUAUGAUAGGUUGAACAAAAUGGAGAAUAGAAAGGAUAUUGCCCAGGAGAUGUUAUUGUGCCAGACUAGGUGCACCAAUACUGAGAUGCAAACCAUCCUGAACACUAAGGAGAAGUUUGACCAGGACCCUGAAGACUGUGACCAAAAGGAGAUGUACAAACUAUUGAGAACCAACUGUCCUCUGGCCAAAGAUGUGGAUCUGUUAGAGUUUCACUUCAGUGACUUCCCUGUGACAGAGCACAACCUCAUUAAAUGUGGAAUCCGUUGCUUCUUUGAACUCAACGUUGUGGAAAAGUUCAAAGUGCCUGCAGAGACUCUGACACGAUGGAUGUACACAGUCAGAAAGGGUUACCGUGACAUCACUUACCACAAUUGGAGACAUGGUUUCAAUGUGGGCCAGACUAUGUUCUGUCUGCUACAGACAGGGAAACUGAGGAGGUACUACUCCGACCUGGAUGCCUUCGCCAUGGUGGCCGCUGCAUUCUGCCACGAUAUUGACCACAGAGGGACCAACAAUCUCUACCAGACUAAGAGUGGUUCUCCCCUGGCUCGUCUCCACGGCUCCUCCAUCAUGGAGAGGCAUCAUCUGGAGUACAGUAAGACUCUCAUGGCUGAGGAGAGCCUGAACAUCUUCUGCAACCUCCAAAAGCGCCAGUUUGAGACCGUCCAGCACUUAUUUGACGUCUGCAUCAUUGCCACAGAUCUGGCCUUGUACUUUAAAAAGAGAACAAUGUUCCAGAAGAUUGUUGAUGCCACUGAGCCAAUGGUUGAAGCGGAUGCGAUUUCCCACAUUUCCAACAAUGCCAUCAGAAAGGAAAUUGUCAUGGCCAUGAUGAUGACAGGCUGUGACUUGUCUGCUAUCACCAAGCCCUGGGAGGUUCAGAGUAAGGUUGCUCUGAUGGUAGCUGCAGAGUUCUGGGAGCAGGGAGACCUGGAGAGAACCGUUCUGGACCAGCAGCCCAUUCCCAUGAUGGACAGGAACUGCUCAGCUGAGUUACCCAAGAUGCAGUGCGGUUUCAUUGACUUUGUCUGCUCAUUUGUGUACAAGGAAUUUUCCAGGUUCCAUAAAGAGAUCACUCCCAUGUUUGAUGGCCUAAACAACAACAGGGUGCACUGGAAGGAGCUGGCCGAUAUCCACGCAGCCAAGCUUGCCAAGAUUGAGGAGGAGAAAAAGAAACUGGAAGACGCAGACAAAAAACCCGAAGUAGCAGAAGGAGCAAAGUCCAAAACAUGCGUCAUCUCCUAAGGUCCCCGCCUAUCGGGCCUCCCACGCCACCUAGGAAACCACUGGAGGUGUCAAGCCACCCAGUCAAUCUUUGGUAUCUUUAGAACCUGACUAAGCAGAUCUGAUGAGAUUUGAGUUUGAAUUCCAGCCAGAUUCAAAGGUUCACACAGCUAUACAUUUUAAAUACCCUGCUUACCAAAGAUCAAGCGGAGACUACUUAAGUCCUCUCCUCCUAUCUUCUGUGGAAUGGGCCUUGUGUGUGUGCUGUAUGGGAGAAUACGAACUAACAUCCUGUAGAUGCAGAAUGGGCCAAGUUCUAUUACAGGUGUACCAGACAAUACUUUGCUCAUGCCCAAAGGGUCAUGAUAGACACAUUGCGCAUAGGGUUCAUUAUUUAUGAAUGAGUAGUGUCUUAAAAGUCUACAAUAUUUCUGUACAAUUCCCUUUAACCAACAAUGUCCUUUAGCCAAUUAGACCCCUCUCUCUGUGUAUGUGUCUGUCUAUCUGUCUUGAGACACAAUUAGAACCGUGACAUCUAACUAAUCAGGAACUAGAAAGGUUGACUAUCUUAAGAAACCUGUCUUCUCUUCUAAUCAAUGGAAAAUCAUUCAAGAGCUCUAAUCCAAUCAGAGUGGAUUUGACAGACUUCACUGAAACUCUGUUCCUGGAGUUACUGGGCAGACAUCUUGGAUGAUGGCCCUGCCAAUCAGGGACAUGACAAACUGUGGGAUAAGACAAAGCAUGAUGGGUCUCAUCCCAGGUUUCACGAUUGCAUGGAAUCUAAAGGAUGUACUGUAUAUCUGCUAAUUCUAUUGAGUUGUCAUUGAGAGAUUAGAAAUGUAACAUUUGAUGUCCUAUGAAAUGAGCUAUACUGUAUGUAUGUGUCAUAAGCAGUACUCUGUAUACAAAUAAAAGCAUUAAAUAAAGUUAAAUG
Molecule: messenger RNA, 3627 nt
Organism: Hypomesus transpacificus
Lineage: Eukaryota; Metazoa; Chordata; Actinopteri; Osmeriformes; Osmeridae
Gene: pde6c
Product: phosphodiesterase 6C, cGMP-specific, cone, alpha prime
Exons: 23
Coding region: 165-2714 (849 amino acids)
Biological process (GO): visual perception; signal transduction
Molecular function (GO): protein binding; 3',5'-cyclic-nucleotide phosphodiesterase activity
Source: RefSeq, a predicted model, not a curated record